This is a messenger RNA of Saprolegnia diclina VS20, 606 nucleotides long. RefSeq lists its product as hypothetical. NCBI's taxonomy places the organism in Eukaryota, Oomycota, Saprolegniomycetes, Saprolegniales, Saprolegniaceae. The transcript has a single exon. The record is from RefSeq and is a predicted model, not a curated record. The coding region runs from base 1 to 606 and encodes 201 amino acids.
AUGAGCCCUUUGCAUGAGCUCGCUUUUCCCACACGAAAGAAGAGCGCGCAGGAGUUGGCAUUUGCCAACGAGAGCUCUAGCCCCAACAACAUGCUCAACAGCGCUCCUUACUACGCUCCUCUGAUGCUGCCGCCUUCGCGCCCGACGAUGCCAAUGUUCGUGGUCCGCAUGACGCAUGACGACAAUUCCCUUUCUCUCGAGCGUCGCUUUGCGGCGUUGGAAGCCGGUUUGAACCGCCUCGAGGUCCAGCUGAGCGCUGCCAGCGCACUGCAGUCGGUGCAAAUGCAAGUGCAAAUCGCCCGUGUGCACAACACCCACUGCGCAAUGAGCGACGCGCUUCUGCCAUUGCCUAAGACAGAGGCCGGCCACGCGCGCCCCGUGUUUGUCGCAAGCGGCGUCGCGGGGCCGCUGCCUCGUCCCGUGGGGAGCACACCGCGUCAGUUUCCAACGACGCGAACGCAGCUUUUGGAUCUCUCGCUCCGGGACCUCAAAAAGCUUGCGUGGUUUUAUAGCUCCAGCUUUGGCGUCCAAGACCCACACGCGACCCGGCACGAGAUCAUGCUUGCCUUUCUGAGCUUUGUUCAGCUCUCUAACUCGUCCUUCUAA